CUCUCUUCAAAUGCACAGUGCCCACCAUCACAUGCACACACCCCAAGAGAUGGAGACUGUGACGGGAGGCAGGAUCAUUCUCGGCCUGGAAAUCAGCCUGAUUCUCUUUUAUGUCGGUGCUGCGCAUGACUGUCUGGUCUCUGUCCAUCAACCGCCUUACCUCGAAGUGGCCCACACUCAAGGGGCCGUGACCAUUCAGUGUUCCUUCUCCUACAAUGGGUGCAUUACAAGGCAACCAAAAAGCCUGUGGUUUCGCUAUGGUGCGGACCAGCCUGAGAACCUAUGCUCGGACGGAUGCACUGGCGAUGCAGGCAAAUUCACAGUGAAGGAAGCCCUGACAGAGGGAGAAGUCUCCCUCACUAUAAACAGGGUGACUGUGAAUGACAGCGCCAUCUACAUCUGUGGAAUCGCCUUUUCCAGAUCAAAGCAACCAGGAGCUAAGCGGACCGGAGAAGGGACCACACUGGUGGUAAGAGAAAUGAAGGAACCACACAGACUACACAGCCUCCUGAUAGCCAUUAUAUCACUGCUCUCUAUCUACAUUACUGGUGCACUCGUGAUCUUCGUAAUCCUCUCCAAAUCAAAAUCUAACUCUUUAAGAAACAAAGAAACAGAAGAUUCACAAAAGAAGAAGAGCGCCCGGCGUAUUUUUCAGGAAAUUGCUCAAGAACUAUAUAGUAAGAGACACAUGGAAACAAGACAACAACCUGAGAAAGGCAACACUUACAAAAACAGAAGAGCACUUUCCAACUAUGAAAGACCAUAGAAAUGUUUUAAUUUUCAAGUAAGUCACUGAAAAUCCAAAUCCAGAAGUUAUGGCAGUUUUAAUGGACAUACGCCCAUCAGGGCUUUAAAAAAAACAAUUCUCUACAAGGAAGGAUGUACAAGGAAACUGUCACUAAGUAAUUACCAAGAUACUAAAACCCUACAAAAUACAACUGAAAAAUACUUUCCUAACUUGCCAGAAUUCUGAGUAGUCUAACAUUUUAAAAAUUGCCAUUUUCCUAACAUAUUCCUAUAUACGUGUCAUUUGACACAUGAGGUACAUGAGGACUGCUACCCUGAAAAUUAGAAGUCACAUCCCGUGCUUCUGUCUUGGGUGGAAGAAUUGUCUUUAUGGUUAAGGAAGUGAUGGGCCAACGAGACUAAGAUGGGAGGCAGGGAAGAAGAAAGGGAAGUGCCAAAAUUUGAGUUUAAAAAAAAAAAAGGGAAGACGAAAAACCAUCUUGCAAAGUACCUUGGAGUGAAUACCAUUCUUCUUGUAUUGCCACUGGGCAACAGCAGAGUGCACAUUUUCCUGCCUGCGCGUGCAAAAUGACUUACACCAUAUGCUACCAACAAAAAGUGAAAAAAGAGAGUAAGAAUAUGAUAGCUAAAAUAGAGAGGAUCUGACGCAGGAGGUUAAACAGAAACCUCAGAACCUCAGAACACAGAAGCCCCAGCCAACUCUAGAUGUCAGUGUUGCGCCAAACAACAGCACCAGGGAAGCAGUGGGCAAGGCACUGCGCUUGCCUGUGCCUUUAUAAUACUGAUUUUUAACCGAUUUAGGAGGGGAAUAUCAGGUAAGGGGUGGGGCCAGCAAGGAUGUUUACGGAAUAAUUACCAUCUCACUGAGAAAACAUACUAUGGAUUGUUCUUUGAAAGCUACCUCACUGUAAAAAUGUAUUUAAAGUACCCACAAGUGUGCAUUCAUUAUUAAAAAUGAACUACAACCUA
Molecule: messenger RNA, 1716 nt
Organism: Lutra lutra (Eurasian river otter)
Lineage: Eukaryota; Metazoa; Chordata; Mammalia; Carnivora; Mustelidae
Gene: IGSF6
Product: immunoglobulin superfamily member 6
Exons: 6
Coding region: 11-766 (251 amino acids)
Source: RefSeq, a predicted model, not a curated record